UACUUGUGAAUGUUGUGAUAAUUUUUUUUUGUGAAAAGUGAGUAUGAUAUUAGAAAACUAGUCAUAUGUAGUGACUUAGUGAGUCAAAUUUAAGUAAAAUGAUAGUGUAACGUUAGCAAAGAGCAAUAAAAUAGAAAGAAAUUGAUGAAACUGUCUAAAAUAAGAAGUAGAGAUAAUGUCAAUUAAUGGACAAAGUAUUAGUUUGAAUCUUAUGAGAAAAUUGGCUAAUAAAGAUUUGCUACUUUGCAAGGGCUUGGGGAGUGAGCUUAGAAUUUAAAUUCCAACCAGAUUAACAUAACUUUUUUUUUUUUACAAGCAGAUUAAUAUAACUUUGAACCUUAAUUUUAAUUUAAUUAUUAUCAUGAGUCAAGAUUCAUAUUCAAACUUAUUAAACACAUCUUUAGGGUUUCAAAUAUCAAAUCUGAUAAAUUAAAUAAGACGAGAUUACAUUAUUCCACACUCGUGAAAGUGAGUCAACUCAUGACCAACCCACACUAUUAAAACUUAAACCUAUUUUGGUCAAUUUGUUUAAGAAAUGCUCCAAUUCCUUCUUCCUCCUUUAAAGUCUUAAACCCUCUCUAAACCUCAACAUAAGAAAUGCAUGAAGAAGUUCUUCUUCAACACUCCCAACAUUCACUCUCUCACCUCCAUUAAGCACCUCAUAGCUCAAAACCUUCAUCCUCAAGCUCUCAAAAACUCUCUUUCUCUCUCUUCUCCUUUAUUCACUGACCAAAUUUAUGCCCUUUUCCUCAAAUCCGGCCAUGUCCUCGACACCUUCCUUGCCACCUCUCUUAUCACCCAUUUCUCAAAAUCCGGCGACUUUUCUCGCUCCAAUGGCUUCCUUCUCGACGCACAUGGCGUCGACACCGUCGCUUUCAACGCUCUGCUUUCGGGGUAUGCGCAAUUUCAUCAAUCUUUGUCCUCUUUUGCUUUAUACAAUAAAUUGACAUGUUAUGGACUUAGCCCAGAUAAGUAUACUUUGAGUUCAUUGAUUAAAUCAUGUGAUAAUUUAGAGAAAAUUAGGGUUUCCCAUGUAAUUUGUAUUAAAUUUGGGUUUAAUUUAAGUGGGUUUGUGGUUAGUGGACUAAUUCAUAAGUAUGGGAAAUGUGGGUUUGUUGAAUCAGCUGAGAAGUGUUUUGAGGAGUGUUUGGAUUUGGAUUCUGUUGUUUGGUCUGCCAUGAUUAAUGGGUAUGUUUGGAAUGGUGAAUUUGAGAAUGGUAGGGAGAUUUUUAAGGCGAUGCGAGGGUUAGGGUUGGAAUUGAAUGAGUUUAAUUUGACUGCUGUAGUCGGGGCAUUGAGGGAGGUUAGGGAUGGUGAGCAGAUUCAUGGGUUUGCUCUUAAAACUGGGUUAGUUUUUGGUGGUUCGCUUCAUUUGAGUAAUGUGGUGAUGAAUAUGUAUUCGAGGUGUGGGCGGAGACUUGAUGCACUUAAGGUGUUCGACGAAAUUCCUAAUCCGGAUGUUGUGUCAUGGACUGCAAGGAUUGGGGCUUCGUUUGAUGGGGCUGAAGCUCUGAAGGCUUUUAAAUUUAUGAGGUUGAAUAAUGUGGAUGUGAAUGAGCUUACUGUUGUUAAUGUAUUAUCAGCAAUUGAGGACCCUAGGCUGUUGAUUGCUGGGAGGCAAGUUCACUCACUUUGCCACAAGGCUGGGUAUUUGACAAUUUUAUCUGUUGGUAAUGCUCUUAUUUCUAUGUACGGGAAGUGUAGAGUGAUGGAUGAUGCUAGGCUUAUUUUUGAUGAAUUGGCUUUCCGUGAUUCAAUAUCUUGGAAUUCUUUGAUUGGGGGGUAUUCUGAGAAUGGAUCACUCAGUCUAGUGCUACGCGUAUUCCAUCAAAUGCGUGAUCUUGGUUUUCUACCUGAUCAGUACACUCUUGCUAGUAUUCUUGGAGCGGUGACAAGCCCUCAUUUUGCUGAUCUUGUGUUGCAAAUCCAUUCCCACAUCAUAAAAUCUGGAUUUUUGUCUGAUGAGUCAAUGGUUUCUUGCUUGAUAUCUUCAUAUGGCAAAUGCUCUUGCCUGGACCAUGCAAAGAGGGUAUUAUCUGCAACACAAGAAGUUAAUGUUGGGCAUCUCCAAGUAUUGACUGCUGCUGCAGUCACUGCAGGUUGCCCUGCUGAUGCCAUGGAAUGCUUCAAAACUGCAAUGAGCUUGUGGUCUGAUAUUGAUGGUACUACUAUAAGUAUAGUAUUUAAAGCUUGUAGUUCUUUGACAAAUCUUGGACAAGGAAAGGCUAUUCAUUGCCUGGCUUUGAAAGCUGGGCUUGGAAGUGAUAGGUUUGUUGAGACUGCUGUUAUUGAUUUUUACUGCAAGUGUGGCAGCAUUGCUGAUGCACAAAACAUAUUUAUGGAUAUAUCUAGUCAUAACCUGGCUGCAUGGAAUGCUAUGAUUACGGGAUUUGCUCAGCAUGGUUGUUACGAUGAAGUCCUUUCCCUGUUUGAAAGAAUGACUGAAUUAGGUAUCAUGCCCGAUGAGAUAACAUAUCUUGGCAUUCUUCAAUCAUGCUGUCAUGCCGGGCUUGUGAACGAAGCUAACAUUCAUCUAGAUUCCAUGUUUGAGCUUCAUGGAUUGGUCCCGUGUCUAGAACACUAUGCUACUAUGAUUGACUUACUAGGCCGUGUUGGCCUUGUAAAAGAAGCAAAGCUAGUCAUUGACGAAAUGCCCAUAAGCCCCGAUGCUCAAGUGUGGCAGAGUCUGCUGUCAGCAUGUCAUAAUUCUGGUAAUCUGGAUGUUGGAAAAGUUGCAGCGACGGAACUUCUUAAGUUGCAGCCUGAAAAUGAUUCUGCAUACAUUCUCCUGUCAAAUCUUUAUGCCAGAGCACAUGAUUGGGAUGCUGUGAGAAGACUCAGAAGGGAAAUGAAAGAUAAGUUCAUAUACAAGGAACCUGGUUAUAGUUGGGUCGAAGCUGGAGGAUCUGUGUACCACUUUCUGGCUGAGGAUACUUCUCAUCCGGAGAAUGAAAACAUCUACUUUUAUUUACAAAGUAUUGCCCAGCAAAUGCUUCCUCUAUCAGAAGUGACCGAAGAUUUCCCUGUCUGUGAGGAUGGUUGGUGACUUGUCAAGUAUUUGAGGGUAUACUAUUGUUCUGUAUAUAAUUUAUUCUCGUGUGAUAUAUGAAAUGCCCUUAAGGUGCAGAGUAGCCGAUUACAUUCAUUGUUUUGAAACAUGGAUCUUGAUUAUGCUAAUGGGAAAAAAGAAUAGUAUACUCUGAAUCAGGCUAGUAUGGCAUGAACCAUUCCUGCAUUAUUUGGUGCUUGACUGCUCCCACUCAAGGCUCUCCCAUCCCCUCCCCCUUUCCUCCGUUUCUCUUCUUUGUUUCAAUGAUUAUUGAAUUCCUGAGCUAGUCACGGAUAUCACAUGAAAGUAUUUAUUGCUGCUUGAAAGUCAAUGAAACAGGGAUAUUUGCUUGACUCUAUAAUAUAUCAUUGAUAUGUCUUCUACUUCGAUAAUUCUUUGGUUUUCAUAUGGGGUUUUGGAAACAACCAUUCUGGCAGUCUGGACUAGUUAGAGAAGUGAUGCUUACCAGUGAAGCUCUUUAAACUCUGCCAGAAGUAUAAGUAUUGUUUAUCGUUUGUUAAUAUUUGGUCUAUGUAUAUACUCUGCUCACACAAGUAAGGCUUACUCUUGGGCAGCCAUUCAGCCAUAGUAUUUUGUAUUGAUAGUUUGGGUUUUGUUAUUUGCUAAUCCAGUGAGGAUAAACCAAAUUACCAAUUGAUUGAAACAACAACUAUUGUACUAGUGUAAUACAUACUUCUUUUACUCUCUUUUAGCGAAGUGUAGUGGUGAUUGGGCCACUGGGGUUCUAUCACUUGUCAAUACUACGCCAUUCUGUUAAUCCAGUGCCUCCAACAAGGUUCAUUCUUAUUUAAUGCUAAUCUGUCCUUUCUUUUCUCAAUGCAUUAAGGUUGCUUGAUUUGGUUGCUCAGUUAGCCUGUAAACCACUUUCAAUUUAUGGAACAGAUUAAAAAGGUACGUCGGGGGAAGAGGACAGGAGAAUUUCUUAGUGCAGUACAUAAAUACAGAGUAACAAUCAAUGAAUGUUCUGGGCUGCAUGCAUCAAGAUUUAAUAUUAGAAAGUACGGAGUAGUUAGUACAUGGCCUACGUACAUAAAUUACUAGCUAUACCUAAUUAGUUCUACAUUCUACAGGACUUAUAAUGCUGUCAAUGGGAAGCUCAAGCAGCUUUGAGGACCACAUUUUAGAAUUUUUUACUUUUGUUUUAUUAAUAUUAAUAUUUUUUUUGUAAGUUUCAGACAUGGACGAGAUAACCUUACUUUGAUGGUAAAAUAAAUUUUUUCUACAUCUUAGCUGUCAUUCAGAUAUGAAGAUCUCUCGAAAGGAUAAGAUUGUCAUCUUGCCCUAUCAAAGAUAUGUCUCUACUUUCUAUCUCAUUUCUGGCCAUAAUUACUAUGCUGCAUUCCAUUUUCCAUGUAAAUACUAGUAACAGGGACACUAGAAAUGGCGGAGUUAUUUUUUGGCUGGGACAAUUUACUUUUGAUACUUUAUAUUCUCAGUUGAUUUUUAUGUACUAGAAGCUACUAGGUUUUGAUCAAAUACUGAUGUUGAUUGGAUGAAAUGCUUAAUGUUGAUACAUAAUACAUGAUUAGGACUUUCAUCUAAAAAUACAUGGCCUUUGAAAGUAUUCUUGUCAGUCCUUUAACCAAAUUGAGUUCUAGUGUAAUCAACCCAUGGUUUUCGAUAUGGCACCAAAUAGGCAAAUGUAGUGAAAUGUAUUGGCUUAGAGUAAAUAUCAGCUUCUUGAAUAUAUUCUGUGUUAUGAUUUUCCAAUUUCCAAGAAGGGAUGUUGUUCAUAAGCCAAUCGAAAAGAUAAAUAAAUUGAAGGCAUUGUGGCAAUUGAAAGUUACCAUUGCUAUAGAAAUACUUUGAUUACUUAAUUCACUAUGCCUCUCAAGCACAUGAAAAUUCAUCAGCCAUCAUAUUAGUCAUAUUUAUAUUCUUUUGCUCAAACAUUGCUCAUUAUCUCAAGUGCAAGCAAAUGAUCAUCAUGGUGGAUGUUCUGAUGUGCAUUUGCCCAGCUCUAAAAAAGAAAGAAAAGAAAAAUGCAAUUUGCAUCAAACUCUAAACAAAUCCAAUUUGCACUGAGCUCAGUACAACUGUGUCAUUAAUUUUGUUGUAAACUUUGGUUUGGUCUACUGAUAUGUAUAUUAGAUGGUUGGCAUGGUUCAAAAACUAAAGUGGUGCACAAAGAAAAAAAACAAAGCAGCACAGGAAAAUAAAUUGACUAAUUGAUAGAUUAAGUAAUGAAUCUCCUAUUUGAAGAAAUAAUUUCUGUUACAUGGUCAAGGAUGACAUAUAUGUAUAACUAGUGAUAGUAUGAUACCAUUUAAUUUCCUUUUUCUCUCACUCUUCUAAAUUGUGAUGAUGGUUUUUAUAGGAGUGUGAGGAUGCUUUGGAAAGAACUUGUAGAAUGGAGUGGAAAGCUUUUGCUGCUAUGAUUGCCUUUAUAUGGCCUCUCCUUUGCAGGGGCUUUCUUUCACGGAAUCUUUCAGCAAUGACUGCUAAUGUUGAAGUGCCAUUGAUCUUGUUGCUCAUUAUAGAAAGUUUGAGUUCAAGAGGCUUUGGACAACACAUGCAGAAUGGAUUGGAAAGCUUUAGCUGCUAUGACUGCCUUGAUUUGCCCUCUCCUCGGUAAAGGCCGUCUUCCAUCGAAACUUUCAGCAACAGCAGAGACAGAUGAUGUAUCAGUAAUGCUCAUGAUUGAAAUUAUCAGGUCUGAAGUCCAAUUUGCCAGGCUAUAGCAAAGAUUAUAACUGAGUUGGUCUAUGCUGAGAAACGAGCAGAUUGCAUUUGAUAAUUAUCUGAUAUAGUGACCAUCACAAUGAAAAAGAAACUAAACAGUGAUAUCUUACCGUUGAUGUAUGGUAUGGAUAGCAAUACUUGUGGGCAAAAAUACAAGACUCAGCUUCAGGGGAUAUGAUAUAGUGGUAAGAUCUCUUUUCUCUUUAAUAAUACUCCGUAAAUAGUCUUCAUUCUUCAGGGGUGUGUGUGUGUGUGUGUUGUGGGGGUGGGAGUGUUAUGGUUAGGAGACUAUCCCAAAUCCUCAAUCCAAUUCUAUGUUAGGAAGUGUUACAAUGUUAUAGAAAAUUGGAAAUAGUACACAUGAUUAUUAUUUCCGUAUAAAGCUUUUAUGACAUGCCUACAUUACACUUGAUUCAGGCCAAAAAAAAAAAAAAAAAAAAAAAAAAAAAAAAAAAAAAAAA
Molecule: messenger RNA, 6213 nt
Organism: Chenopodium quinoa (quinoa)
Lineage: Eukaryota; Viridiplantae; Streptophyta; Magnoliopsida; Caryophyllales; Amaranthaceae
Product: putative pentatricopeptide repeat-containing protein At3g25970
Exons: 3
Coding region: 602-3046 (814 amino acids)
Biological process (GO): RNA modification
Molecular function (GO): protein binding; RNA binding
Source: RefSeq, a predicted model, not a curated record